AUGCAUAAAAACCAUGGGGGACGCUGCAUUUUGCACCAACUGGAGCUUCUAGAUGCUCUUCAAGGGCACCCCAUGCAGAAUAUCAAUGUAUGUGGAUUAAAGCCACAUGUUUGCGAACACAGAUGCAUGAACACUCAUGGAAGCAACAAAUGCCAUUGUUUAAAUAGGUACAUGCUCAUGCCAGAUGGCACCUGUUCCAAUUCCAGAACAUGCACCAUGGUGAAUUGCCAAUAUGGUUGUGAAGAAGUGAAAGAUUAUGUGCGAUGCUUGUGUCCGUCAAGAGGACUUCAGUUAGCACCAAAUGAAAAAACCUGCAUAGCCAAAAGUUGCAAAAUAACAAUACUGUCCUUACUAUCAGCCGAAAAUGUUGCAUGUGACAUGAAUGAAGUUAAAGCUAUUAAUUUUUCUUGUCUUUCUGGCUCUGAACGUCAAUCACUGUUUCUGGACAUCACAGUUGUAGACUGCAGCUUUGGUCGAGGUUCUUGUGCUUGGCAACAAGAUGCAGAUGACGACUUUGACUGGAAUCCUGCAGAUCAUGAAUUUGGUGAUGGAUAUUAUAUGACAGUUCCAGCCUUCAUAGGUCACAAGGGAGAUGUUGGGUGCAUGAAACUUCUUCUUACCUAUCUGGAGCCAAAGAGCAUUUAUUGUUUGAUUUUUAGUUAUCGACUUGCAGGAGAAAGGGUGGAACAAAGUAUGGGAAAUGAUGAACGAUGGUGGAUUGGACAGAUUGAAGUACACACAGGGGCUGAAACAGCUAUGAAUAUCACUUUUGAGGCAGAACGUGGGAAAGGUAAAACUGGAGAAACUGCAGUUGAUGCCAUUCUACUAUUUUCUAAUUUAUGUUCUGAAGACCUCGUAAUGUUGGAUAUCUAAACAGAUUGUUUUAAUUUCUAUUAUAUUAUAUAUAAUAUUAUUUUAAAAUCUCAGACAGAGAUUUUAUAAUGCUGUAACCUAGAUAAAAUGUAGAUCUGGAAACUGCAUCUUUAACUGUGAUACAGAUUUUUUUUAAAUGAUAGAUUUAGAUGUUUCUGGUUAGUUUAUGUGUACCUAAACAUAUUACAUUUUCUACUAUGUGUAAACUAUACUA
Thamnophis sirtalis is the source of this 1087-nucleotide messenger RNA. NCBI's taxonomy places the organism in Eukaryota, Metazoa, Chordata, Lepidosauria, Squamata, Natricidae. The record is from RefSeq and is a predicted model, not a curated record.